UCCCCCCUCCUUCAUCCCUUAUGGGCGUAAUGUGUUGCUCUGCUCAUAGGAUCAAACUUUCUAAGUCCAUGUUCGUGACCAGGAUUCCAAAUCGAGGUAUAUAGCUUCAAAGGCAAUCAAACACUUCCCAAAAGUCACGUUAUAGCUGAAAGCGACAAGAUUCAGUGUAAAUUUGCAGACAAAGCAGAUCUGUUCGAUAUUGGGUGGAAAUAUGCAGCACCAGAGACGGUAUUGGUGUGACUCAUGCGUGCGUAGUAACGAAUAAAUAGGCAAUGCACGCUCUAAAUAUCAGCAAAUCAAACGUACUUCACCGAAAAGGUCACGGUGGAUGGGAUUUUGUAGACAAUUGAUAUGCAAAACCCUGUUUUUCUUAGUGUCAAAAGCGCACCAGACGUUGCGUUGCCAAAGGACUUUAUUUGAUCGUCUUCGCAUAGUUUCUUUUUUGGACUACUUGGUCACCUGUACCCAUCCUCAGCACGGAGUGAUGGCGGCGUCUGCACCUUCCUCCUCUGGCGGGGAACCCGAUCCCAACUCGACAAAUUUACGACCACCAGGCACAAGCUAUGACGCUUGGUGUGGAGUUGCUCAUGGAUGUACUAGAAAAUUGGGAAUGAAGAUAUGUGGAUUUUUGCAGAAGAACAACAACCUCGAGGAGAAGAUUAGUUCCUUCAAGGAAAGAUCGUCUAAGGACCUGCUUGAUAACAGCGACAGGGAUUCCCGUUUCAGACGCACCGAGACAGACUUUUCCAAUCUAUUUGCUAGAGAUUUAUUACCAGCCAAAAAUGGAGAGGAGCCAACCAUGCAGUUCUUGCUGGAGGUGGUGGAUAUUCUCACAAACUACGUCCGGAAGACCUUUGACAGAUCCACCAAGGUCCUGGAUUUCCACCACCCCCACCAGCUACUGGAGGGCAUGGAGGGCUUCAACCUGGAGCUGUCCGACCAGCCUGAGUCCCUGGAGCAGAUCCUGGUGGACUGCAGGGAUACCCUGAAGUAUGGCGUGAGAACAGGUCACCCCAGGUUUUUCAAUCAGCUAUCCACUGGCUUAGACAUCAUUGGGUUGGCAGGAGAAUGGCUCACCUCCACUGCAAACACUAACAUGUUCACCUAUGAGAUAGCUCCAGUCUUUGUGCUCAUGGAACAGCUGACGCUGAAGAAGAUGAGGGAGAUCAUUGGCUGGCCAGAUGGAGAGGGCGAUGGGAUAUUCUCACCAGGUGGAGCGAUAUCCAACAUGUACAGUGUGAUGACCGCCCGCUAUAAGUUCUUCCCUGAAGUCAAGACCAAAGGCAUGAAUGCUGCCCCCAGACUGGUGCUCUUCACCUCAGAGCAUAGUCACUACUCUAUAAAGAAAGCCAGUGCUGCUCUGGGCUUUGGAACAGAAAACCUGAUCCUGUUGAACACAGAUGAGAGAGGGAGAGUCAUUCCUGCUGAUUUGGAAGCCAAGGUCAUCGAUGCCAAGGCGCGGGGUUGUGUCCCAAUGUUCGUGAAUGCAACAGCUGGUUCCACAGUGUAUGGAGCGUUCGACCCCAUCCAUGAGAUUGCAGACAUCUGCGAGAAAUACAACAUGUGGCUACAUGUGGAUGGUGCAUGGGGAGGAGGCCUACUGAUGUCCAGGAAGCACAGGCACAAGCUGAGUGGCGUGGAAAGGGCCAACUCAGUCACCUGGAACCCUCAUAAGAUGAUGGGUGUGCCACUGCAGUGCUCUGCCAUUCUGGUCAGAGAGCGGGGAGUUUUAUCAGGCUGCAACUCAAUGUGUGCUGGCUACCUCUUCCAACCAGACAAACAGUAUGAUGUAUCGUACGACACAGGGGACAAGGCCAUCCAGUGUGGACGACACGUAGAUAUCUUCAAAUUCUGGCUCAUGUGGAAAGCAAAGGGAACAAUAGGGUUUGAACACCACAUCGACAAGUGCUUGGACCUCUCGCAUUACCUCUACACUAAAAUCAGGAACCGUGAGGGCUAUCAGAUGGUGUUCGAGGGAGAGCCCCAGCACACGAAUGUCUGCUUCUGGUACCUUCCGCCAGGCAUUCGUGACAUGCCCGAUGGUCAGGAGAGGCGGGAGAGGUUGCAUAAGGUGGCCCCCAAGAUCAAGGCGAUGAUGAUGGAGUCUGGAACUACCAUGGUGGGCUACCAGCCUCAGGGAGACAAGGUCAACUUCUUCCGCAUGGUCAUCUCCAAUCCUGCCGCCACAAGGUCAGAUAUCGACUUCUUGACCGAUGAGAUUGAGAGACUGGGGCAUGACUUGUAAGGGCCACGCUCAUUGGGAGGAUGUUGCCCUUUGAACUUUCCUUCUCAGCUUUGUCAUGUCCAGCUCUAAAAAGACCCUGAACUACAACAAGCUUCAUAUUCCUGUUGUCUCUUGACCAAUCAUGUAGGACUUUGAAACUUCAGCUGCUUGUAGGACUUUUUAGACCACAGGUAACCUGUGAUCCGUCUCAUGUGUUUCCUGUCUGUUCUGUCUUUUAGCAGUGACUAUGCUAUUGUUAGAUUUAACUAUAACUAUUGUACAGUAUAGCCUACACAAGAGAAUACAUAUUCACAUACUGAGUGACCUAGAGAGAUUUUUUCAGUAGGAGACAGAGCACAAUGCAAGGGACCUCAUGACAUGUGUAUAUAUAUAUAUAUAUAUAUAUAUAUAUAUAUACACACACACACACAGUUGAA
Coregonus clupeaformis (lake whitefish) is the source of this 2661-nucleotide messenger RNA. Its product is annotated as glutamate decarboxylase 1-like. NCBI's taxonomy places the organism in Eukaryota, Metazoa, Chordata, Actinopteri, Salmoniformes, Salmonidae. The coding region runs from base 329 to 2245 and encodes 638 amino acids. The record is from RefSeq and is a predicted model, not a curated record. The transcript is spliced from 17 exons. Gene Ontology annotation, cellular component: presynaptic active zone; cytoplasm. Gene Ontology annotation, biological process: GABA biosynthetic process. Gene Ontology annotation, molecular function: glutamate decarboxylase activity; pyridoxal phosphate binding.